UACUGCCAUCAUUAUAAUAGCGUUAUCAUUAUAUUGUUCUCAUUUCGUUGCUAGCUUUGCUACUUUCCAUUUUUGUUGUUAUUGUUCGCCUUUCUGUCAUGUGAACACGUUUUUACAGCUCACAGCUCAUAACUCUUUGCCAGUCACUGUCAAAGGUUAAACUUCAUUUCCGUUCCAACCACCGUAGUCCACCCACGUCACAUAUUCCAUUAAUAUCAUAUCCUGCAGCCAGAUUUCUUCAUUAAGCGCCAAAGGAAACAGGAAACACAAAACAGAGUGAAUUUGUGAACCAUUUAUCCAGAAAAUAACCUAAAAAAACCCCCCUCGCGAUGAAUCGCAUUCAGUUAAUCACGGCUUCCGUGCGAACGACAAAUCGCAUGAAUGCCUUGCUCUCUGAAUCUAUGCUGGGGCGACGCAAAGCCUUGACGAAAAUGGCAACUGUUGACGGUGACAAUGAUGGCGAGGAGGGAAAUUCAAAACCACCACGAGAUUGGGAGUUUUUUAGAACCAAUUUUAGCAUGGAACAAGUUUACAAACUAAUAGAGUCCUCCAUUGAAGAACGUUUGACUUGGGAUCGUUUCAGUCGUUCGUACGAUUCAUGGCGUUCUCUGCAAUUGGCCGAAAGUCUGGCCAGUGAUAUACGUGAUCGGGUGCGAGGAUUUAAUCAUAAGAGACAUCGCAUUGUUUGCAUUUUAUCUGUGAUUGAGAAGCAGAAUCAAGGCAUUCACAUGAGCAUGCGCCACCUAAUGGAUGAGAAAAUGGAUAAUUUCACCAAACUUGUCUAUGAAAGACCAUCGUAUUUUAUUGUGGUUGUCGUUUAUUUAGUACACAAAGAUUAAAAAUAAAGAUUUUGUAAAUAUUGGUUUAUUUUAAAAUUUAGGAAAACAGUAAUAAA
Musca domestica (house fly) is the source of this 895-nucleotide messenger RNA. Its product is annotated as dynein light chain Tctex-type 4. NCBI's taxonomy places the organism in Eukaryota, Metazoa, Arthropoda, Insecta, Diptera, Muscidae. The transcript is spliced from 3 exons. Bases 330 to 839 code for a protein of 169 amino acids. Gene Ontology annotation, biological process: microtubule-based movement. Gene Ontology annotation, cellular component: cytoplasm; cytoplasmic dynein complex. The record is from RefSeq and is a predicted model, not a curated record. Gene Ontology annotation, molecular function: dynein intermediate chain binding.